Messenger RNA from Bactrocera latifrons, 2166 nucleotides. RefSeq names its product WD repeat-containing protein 43. NCBI's taxonomy places the organism in Eukaryota, Metazoa, Arthropoda, Insecta, Diptera, Tephritidae. The coding region runs from base 218 to 2086 and encodes 622 amino acids. The transcript has 9 exons. Gene Ontology annotation, molecular function: protein binding. Gene Ontology annotation, biological process: maturation of SSU-rRNA from tricistronic rRNA transcript (SSU-rRNA, 5.8S rRNA, LSU-rRNA). The record is from RefSeq and is a predicted model, not a curated record. Gene Ontology annotation, cellular component: nucleolus.
CAGAUGCUGUGCGAGUUCCAUCACAUUCUUUGCGCUGUAAAAAGUCUUCGAACAGUUUCAUAUAUGAAGUCAUCAUCACCUGUAGUUUUCCACCUAAACAAAUGCCAGAGAACGUAGAAAAUAUUUUCAAUCUAUUUACUCAAUCAAGUGGCAGCGGUAAGAACUGGCAAGUGCGUAAACCACAAUUAUAAUUUUGUGGCAUUAAAGUACAUUCGCRAUGGCAUUAGGACAACAGCACGUGUUAAGCUUUUCGCCUAAUGGCAAAUUGUUUGCUUUCAUCAACGACCAAGGUAUUCUGAGAAUAUGGGACACAGAAACCAACGAACUAAAGCAGGAGUACACACCCAAUCUCCAAUUGUCAGGUYCUUGUACUGCACUCACGUGGGUUAUAACAACUUCUUCAACCGGGCAUAGUGCUGAAGAGAAAAAGUCGAAAAAAGYUCGAAAAUCACACAAUGGACCAAACCAUGACACAGAGGCGACUUACCUGGCGCUGGGUUCUAGCAAUGGACACAUUUCUCUUUAUUCUUACGCUUUAGGCAAGAUCGAGCGAAACUUAAAAGGUGAAGGACACAGCGGAAAAGUGACCUGCCUUACUCAAGAUGCUGAAGGGCACUUAUAUAGUAGUGGGGAAGAUUGUCAGAUAAUAAAAUGGUCAAUUUCUGAAGAAAAGCAAAUCUCAUCUUGGUCAGUGGGGUCGGAGAAACCGUACAGCAUUGUUUAUUUGGAAUUAUCAAAUAACUUGGUUGUCGGAGGUCGCCAAAUUAAAGUAUAUUCAGUGGCCACGCAGGAGUUAGUACAAACGUUUACUGGGCACACAUCCGACAUUAAUUUGAUGAAUUCGUUGGUACUAGAUGAGAGCAGUGAAUACGUCGUAAGCACAUCACGAAUGGAACGGAUAAUAUGUAUAUGGAAAAUUGGGAAAAAAGGUCGUAAUAAAAAUGCUAGUUCCACUCUAAUUAUGGAGGACGUAGCACACUGUCUAACUUGUCAAGUAGACAUUGAUCGCAAUGUGAGAGUUGCGAGUGUAACACGCAGUGGCGUUAUUCAUAUGUACCUUAUUGCAGUAGAAAACAUUAAACCUGAAAAACCAAUUAAACCAAARUUGACCAUAGAGGUUGCGUCAGAUAGUGCAACAGUAAUUGCUCCAAUACCAGCUGUUUCCGUAUCACUUCAGCACAACAGUCGCCCACAGGAAUUAAUUUUCGGUUAUGGAAACAAAAGCUUUCUGGUUUUUGAACGCUUAACUCCGAAUUUCACAGAAAAGUUGCAAGUUCUCAUUCGCACCGACCCAAAAUCGCUAUACUUGAUGCGUGGAAAACUGUCAAAAAAAGACGGAAAAGCUGGUGACGCACAAAAAACUAUUACUCCAAUCGUCAAUGAAGCCGACGUGGAAUACAAAUCUUCAGCUACAGUUCCAAAGAAGAAGUUGAAAGCAGUAGAAAUGCCAAUGGAGUCCCGACUUCAAAAUUUGAAUUUAAACGCUGUUGCUGGUAGUGGAGCACCCCAAGCUCAAAGCAAAGUUCAGUUGCUAGUGCAGGCCUUACACAGCAAGGAUAAUGUUCUUCUACGUUCUGUAUUGCAUACGCGUGAUAUUAAAACUAUUCAACUAACCCUCCACAAACUACCUGUGCAAUACGUAGGACCAUUAGUCAAUGAGUUAACUGAGUUUAUGCAAAAACAACGCAUGAAUGUCGAGUAUGCAGUUGAUUGGCUUAAAAUCCUUAUUCAGACGCAUUCCAGUCAACUAAUGGCUUUGGGAUCUGAAGAUCUUCUAAAUAAAUUCGGUCCAUGCAUUGGUUUAAUAGAACAUCGCGUGAAUUGUCUGAAGGACUUGUCGAAAGUCGCUGGACGGCUAGAUUUGUUGAUCAAUCAAAUAAAACGCAACACCAAUGAGGAUAAUUUAAACAGUGCAAAUGUGUUGGUCUAUGAGGAUAAUGAUUCUGAAAUCGAAGAUACAGGCGAAAAGAGUGCCUCCGAUGAUGAAUGGGAUGAGGAUAUUGAAGAGGACGUUGAGAACAUGGAUCAAGGUGAUGAAGAUAAUGAUGAAAGYGACGCUGAUGAUGCAGAAGAAAUGGAAACUUGAUCGUAAAUUUUCUCUUAAAACUUCUUUCUUAGACAGCAUAUGUAUGUUAUGAUAUAAGUAAAAACAUUAGAUUUUUAACA